Pygocentrus nattereri (red-bellied piranha) is the source of this 1281-nucleotide messenger RNA. RefSeq lists its product as uncharacterized. The transcript has 6 exons. Lineage: Eukaryota; Metazoa; Chordata; Actinopteri; Characiformes; Serrasalmidae. Bases 1 to 1281 code for a protein of 426 amino acids. The record is from RefSeq and is a predicted model, not a curated record.
AUGCGGCACCCUUUCACUCUUCAAGAUAAACCCCCAAAAAAAAGAGUGAUGAGUGUGAACCUUAGUGGCUUUGUGGGAAAAGCCUUGCCUCACAUCCAGGAGGUUGCUGGUUCAAAUCCAGUCUGGGUUCUGCCUUGCUUGUGGUGGGUGAUGGAGAAGGUUGUAGAGGGAGUGAGACUCCAUAACCCCCUGUCGUCUUCCUCCUGGAGGCCCGGGGGGGCAGCCCGGGUUAUUUCCCCCCCCUUCUCAGGUAUCACCUCUGGCCUUCCUCCGCUGCCAGCGCACCUCGAGGCUCCGUCCAGGACCUCCUCGGAAGUGCUUCACUCCUAUCAAUCUCUCCUUUCCAAGUUCUCACUUGAAGUUACUGCUGCAAAAUCAUCAUUUUACAAAGGGAAACUGGAAGCAUCAGCAUGUGAUCCACGCAAGCUCUUCAACAUUUUCUCCUCCCUUCUCACCCCUCCUCCUCCCCCUGCACCCUGUUCUCUCACCCCUGAGGAUUUUGUCACCUUCUUUGAGGAGAAGGUUGAUAGAAUCCCCCAGUCUUUUCCCUCUGUCCCUACACCUUCCACUAGACCGCAUCAUCUCAUUCUCGAUCCCUUAGACUGUUUCUCUUCUCUUUCCACAGAUGCUGUCCUUCAACUGAUCAAGUCCAGUAACCCAACCACAUGCCCACUGGAUCCAAUCCCAUCUGCUUUGUUUCAGUCAAUCUCUGAGGACCUAUUGCCCUUCAUCACAUUUCUCAUCAACGAGUCUUUGACGUCGGGUGAAGUUCCAGCAACUUUCAAGAUGGCAAGUGUACUCCCCAUCUUGAAGAAACCCACGCUUGACAGCUCUGAUGUCAACAACUACAGACCGAACCAGCUCCAAGACCCCAACCAGUCUGGCUUCAAACCAGCACACUCUACAGAAACUGCCCUCGUCGCAGUGACUGAGAACCUCCAAUCUGCAAGAUCGGCCAAAUUGUCUUCUGUCCUGAUCCUUCUUGAUCUCUCAGCAGCUUUUGACACAGUCAAUCAUACGAUCCUUCUGGACACCCUCACCAACCUCGGAAUCACUGGUUAUGCAUGGAAAUGGUUCAAGUCCUACCUGGAGGAUCGCUCUUAUCAGGUUUCCAGUCGCAUCUCGGCAUGCCUGUCUGUGGAUCCCACCGAGGCCGCAGUCAGCCGAGGGAUUAAAUUAAAGCGGCUAAUUCAGUUUAAUAAGAUUUCCCUGCAGCUCUGCGCUCGAGCCGCUGUUUGUAUUCCAGAGGGUCUCUGGGGAGGAGAGCAGGGACCCCGCUGA